Molecule: messenger RNA, 870 nt
Organism: Pecten maximus
Lineage: Eukaryota; Metazoa; Mollusca; Bivalvia; Pectinida; Pectinidae
Exons: 3
Coding region: 1-870 (289 amino acids)
Molecular function (GO): zinc ion binding
Source: RefSeq, a predicted model, not a curated record
AUGGGAUUGAACCCGAGACCUCCGAAAUCUAGACCGACACUAGCCAUGAGACGUUUGGACCUGGUCACGACGGAUGGAACCAGAGAGCAGUCUGUUAACGGGAACCCACUCCGACCUGAAGGAGACGCGAGGUGUGCCACACAUUCACACAAAAAGGUUACUUUCGUGUGUUAUGAUUGUAACAGCUUGGUAUGUGGGAAGUGUGUGACGUCGAUCCACCAUGGGCACAUAAUGGAGGAAUUGUCGGAUGCUUGGCCCAGCAUCAAGAAUAAACUUGACCUGAGUAUCAACUUUAUGGAGACUGAACAGUUACCCAGGGUACAAAGCUGUAUCGAAUUGACGGAACAGAGACUACUAGACAACACUAAACAGAUCAAAGAUAUCGUUUGUGUGAUGAAAUUACAGGCUAACAAGUGCAAGGACGAAUUAGACGAUAUGGUCGAUGAGUGCGUUUCAGUGUGUGAGAAGUUGGGAAAGGAAAAUAUGGAACUAUUGCUGAAAUACAUGGCCGAGCACAAGGCGAGAUUACAGGAUUUAAUUGAGCAGAUAAAAUACCGACGUCACGUGAUGCUAACGGGUUCUAACAUCAACAUGUUUGAUGCUUUGUGUAAUGUGCCCACGUACGACGCGAUCGAAUGUCCCUCUCUACACACGGCACAUUUCAGUCCUUGUGAAGUCGUCACAGAUCUCCUAAAACAAGCUCUAGGGCAGCUGACUACCUCCUUUGACAGUCAGCAUCCAUCCACUAAACAGUGCCAGUCGGGCCCAGAAAGCCAAGUAUCUAAUGUCGUCAUUGAGAGAUCGGUGAACGAACCAUCACCAACUGCUAAUGGCAACACGCUAGAGUCUACAGAUCAGAGUGAGGGUUAA